Molecule: messenger RNA, 9158 nt
Organism: Python bivittatus (Burmese python)
Lineage: Eukaryota; Metazoa; Chordata; Lepidosauria; Squamata; Pythonidae
Source: RefSeq, a predicted model, not a curated record
AUGCUAAAAUUACAGAAAAUAAUUGUUAGUGAACUUACUCGUUUGGAAUUUAAUAUAAUUGUUAAACAGGGUCUUAAAGCUAAUGCUCUACUGGACCGAGGCAUGCAGCUUACAGGAUCAACUUCUAAUACUCCAUAUACUCCAUUGGAAAAGAAAAUCCUUGAUCACACAGACGAUGAAACAAUAACAGAAGAAUGGACUCUUGAUCAUCCCAUUUCUCAGACCAGAACAACAGCUAUUGUUGAAGUAAAAGGAACUGUGGAUGUAGUUCUUAGUCCUCUUGUAGCAGAAGCUUUAGACAGGUAUAUAGAAGCAAUGGUACACUGUGCUAGCACACGUCAUGCAGCAGCCAUUGUGGAUGAUUUGCAUUGUAAGGUUCUCAGAGAAGCUGUCCAGAAUAGAAAAACAACUUUUUCAGAAAAUCUAUCUUCUAAACAGGAUGUGAGAGGAACAAAAAUAGAAACCCCGGCUACUGGAACAACUCAAGUAAAGACACAGGCCAGUGUUUCUCUCAAACAAGAUAAUGUGACUAUUAAAGGCCUACAAGCCAAUGUUACAGUACCUAAGGUAAAUUUAUGCUUACUGCAAGCAUCAAUAGAAGAAUCAUCAGGCACAGGCACAGCCAAAAAUGUAACUAAUGUUUCUUUAGUGGCUUUGUGCUUUGACAGGAUUGCUACACAGGUCCGUAUGAACAGAGGCGUGGUUGAAGAGAAUACAAACAGUGCAGAAACUAGGAGAGGUUCUGUAACUUUUGACAAGUAUGUCCAUUCCAAUAAAAUGCAGCCACAGUCCUCUGGCUCUCUACGAUCAAAUGCUGGAGCAGAAAAAGGAAAAGAAAUUGCAGCUAAACUUAAUAUUCAUCGUAUUCAUGGGCAACUCAGAGGCCUAGAUACUUCAGAUAUUGGAAUCUGUGCCAUAACAGCCAUUCCAUUUGAAAAAUCAAAAGUUCUUUUCACUUUGGAAGAGUUGGAUGAUUUUUCUUUUGUAGAUGAAACUGAUCAUCAAGUAGUUCAAGAUGUAACACGGAUAGGGCCUAGCCAAGAAAAAUGGGGCUGGAUAAUGUUUGAAUGUGGAAUUGAAAAUCUGACAAUAAAAGGUGGUAGGCAAUGUGGUGCUAUUUUAUAUAACACAUUUGGGAAUAUAGGUAAAUCUGUAGCUACCGACAGAGGUGGAUUACUUGCAUCCAAUAAUUCUUCAGAUUCUCCAACUGGCAGUGGUUACAAUACUGAUGUGUCUGAAGAAAAUCUCCCCUGUGAUCGCAUUAGUGCUGGUUCUGAUACUCGUCCAAAUUCAGUUUCAGAUGAACAAGAUGAAGGGGUUGAAUCUGAUGAUCUGAAAAAGGAGCAUCCUUUAAGGCCUCCCCCACCUGAUUCUUGUAGCAUGAAACUGACAAUCAAAGAAAUCUGGUUCAGUUUUGCAGCUCCAACAAAUGUUCGUUCACCUGCCCAUAUAUUUUCAAGGCAACUGAAUCUUCUGAGCACUGCAACUCCAGCUGUUGGUGCUUGGCUUCUUCCUAUUGAUCAAGUAAAGUCUUCUUUAAAUAAAUUAGAAACAGAGGGAACCUUACGUGUUUGCGCUGUCAUGGGAUGUAUAAUGACAGAAGCCUUAGAGAAUAAAAGUGUACACUUUCCUUUGAGAAGCAAGUACAACAGGCUCACAAAAUUAGCUCGUUAUUUACAAGAAAAUCCUUCCUGUUUGCUGUGCAAUAUACUUCACCACUAUCUUCACCAAGCAACUUUUUCCAUAAUUGAGGAUGCAACUAUGAGUGAUGGCCUUCCUGCUCUGGUGACAUUAAAGAAAGGUCUCAUUGCAUUAGCCAGGCAGUGGAUGAAGUUCAUUGUGGUGACCCCAGCCUUCAAAGGGGUGAGUUUACACAGGCCAGCUCAGCCAAUGAAACUCCAGUCAACUGUACACCAGGAACAAGAGGAUGGCUUUGGCUUAGACAAUGUGGGAGGACUUCAAAGUGACACAAGUGCUGAUGGAGCAGAGUUUGAGUUUGAUGCAGCUACUGUCAGCGAACAUACGAUGCUCCUGGAAGGAAGUGGUACACGCCCCCCACCUGCUGCUGUUUCUUCUGGGCCUGUAACUGGUGCUGAAAUUAUGAGGAAAUUAUCAAAGACUCAUACUCAUAGUGAUUCUGGCCUUAAAAUAAAGGGUAUCCAUCCAUAUCAUUCUCUGAGCUACACCAGUGGAGAUACGGCUACAGACUCACCAGUGCAUAUUGGUCGUUCUGGGCUACUUGUCAAAGAAAGUCCAAGAAAAGAGAGUUUACUUAGCUAUUUGACUGGAAGUUUUCCUAGUCUACACAAUCUUUUAGAGGGGACUCCUCAAAGAAAUACCACAGCCCCCAAGAAUAGCUCUUUAACAAGAACAGCGAACACCAUGCAAUCUGAAAUUCUGUCUGAACAUCCAUUAUUAUCAGAACCAUCUUCUGUGAGUUUUUAUAACUGGAUGUCAAAUGCAGUGGGCAAUAGAGGAAAUACGGCUCAAGAGUCUCCUGUCACCAAAUCUGGCCACAACAGUCUUCCAACAGGUGUGGCUCCAAAUCUUCCAACUAUACCUUCAGCAUCUGACUUCAAUACAGUAAUGUCUAGUGAUCAGAACACAUUGGAUGGAACUCAUUCACAACACAGUACUAGUCAAGAUGACAUUGUUGGUAUUGAGGAGGCGAACCAGGGACUCCCUGCUGUUCAACUUGCUGAUGCACAGGUUGUUUUCAAACCUCUUCUGAGUCACACAGGAAUUCAGUCUCAGGAUGUAGUACCAUUCUGCUAUAGGAUGUACUUUGGUGAGCAUCUCUCAUUCUCAGGGACUCUGGAUUGCCUUAGGGCAGACAUUGUUGAUUCAGAUACAGCAAAGGAGAGAAGAAGCAAAAGAGCACGAAGGCAAGGAGCAGUAAAUCUUCCUCCACUUGAAUUCAAACCAGCAUUAAUGUUGGAAACUUUUAGUAUUAGUGCUGUUAUAAUGGAGAAGUCAGUGAAUGCACCUCAAAACUCUACCAAUGCUCUUGCUUUUCAUGACUUUAACAAACGUCAUUAUAGCACGUUUCAUUGCAAUUUUACAAUCUCUUGUCAAUCUAUAAGCCAGCAUGUGGAUAUGGCACUAGUUCGGCUUAUUCACCAAUUCAGCACCAUGAUAGAUGAUAUUAAAGCUACACAAACGGACAUCAAACUUAGUAGAUAUACUGCUGGUUCAGCUUCUCCAACACCAACCUUUAAAACUCGGAAACACAGAGACUUCCGUUCUUCUGACUUCAGUCGCAGUUCUCGAGGCAGCCUUAAUGGUGUCAACAGAGUGAACAAUGCAAAAAAUAAACGAUCAAACAGUGAGAAUAAUAAAAAAGAAUGUCGAAAUAAAAAUUCACUGGGAAGGGCAGAAAGAAGAACUUCUAAAGUAUCCAGGAAAGGUUCCAAAGAUGUUGUUGACCAUGUGACCAUUCAUAUGGAUGACUCUGAUUCAAUUACAGUGUCAGAACAAAGUGAACCUUCUGCAGAGUGCUGGCAAAAUAUGUAUAAGCUAUUGAACUUUUAUUCACUUAUCUCAGAUCCUACAGGGAUUUUAGAAAAAUCUUCUGAAACAUUUUAUCCAGGAGGAAUUCGGAGCCCUACAGAACCCGCAUGUAGGGUUGCAUUUGAGAAUGAACAGGAUAACAGCAGUUUGAGCAGACCACAGAGGAAACGUAGUUUGGUCACAUCUGAACCUCAGCAUGUGACCCUGAUAGUCUUUGGAAUAGGCAUGGUAAAUCGGACACAUCUUGAAGCAGAUAUUGGUGGGUUAACAAUGGAAUCAGAACUGAAGAGAAUCCAUGGUAGCUUUACACUCAAAGAAAAAAUGAAAGAUGUACUGCAUCAAAAGAUGACCGAGACAUGUGCUACUGCUCAUAUAGGUGGUGUUAAUAUUGUUCUCCUGGAAGGGAUCACACCAAAUAUCCAACUGGAGGAUUUUCCUACGUCACCAACAAGCACAGCCAAACAGGAAUUUCUAACUGUGGUGAAAUGUAGUAUUGCCAAAUCACAAGCUCUUUAUAGCGCCCAAAGAGGGCUGAAAACGAACAAUGCUGCCAUCUUCAAAGUAGGUGCUAUCAGCAUCAACAUUCCACAGCAUCCAGCUACUCUUCACAGCAUGAUGGUUCGCAGCUCUCAUCAGCUUUCAAAGCAAAUAUCGGAUCUCAUCAGACAGCCAUCUGCAGUUCCACAGCCUCCAAAAGAAGAUAUUGCAACCCCACUGCCUGCAGAAAAAACACCUACAAGUGUAAAUCAGACCCCUGUUGAAACAAAUGAAUUUCCACAAUUACCAGAAGGUUUGGAAAAGAAGCCUAUAGUUCUUAAAUUCAGUGCCAUGAUUGAUGGAAUUGCUAUUGGAGCAGCACUCUUGCCUUCACUGAAAGCUGAAUACAAAAUGGGAAGAAUGCGAAGUCACGGAAUGACAGGUGCACAAACAAGAUUUACAUUUGAGCUCCCAAAUCACAAAUUACGAUUCACUUCCAAAGUCUCUGCCACUGAUAUGUCUACCAUACCUCCUUCAGCUAGUCUUAACCUUCCUCCUGUGACAAUGUCAGGCAAAUACAUUAUGGAGGAACAUGAUACUUACUCAGAUCAAAUAUGGAGUAUAGAUGAGCUGCCAGCUAAGCAGGGCUACUAUCUCCAGGGAAACUAUUUGCGUUGUGUUGCUGAGGUUGGGUCCUUUGAACAUAACCUUACAACAGACCUUUUGAACCAUUUGGUUUUUGUGCAGAAAGUAUUUAUGAAAGAAGUCAAUGAAGUAAUACAGAAAGUCUCAGGAGGGGAACAACCUAUUCCUCUUUGGAAUGAACAUGAUGGAACAAAUGAUGGAGAAAAACCAAAAAUUCUCCUUUAUUCUUUGAGUCUUCAAUUUAAGGGAAUCCAGGUAACAGCCACAACACCAUCAAUGCGGGCUGUACGCUUUGAAACAGGACUGAUAGAACUGGAGCUUUCUAAUAGAAUACAAGCCAAAGCCAUGCCUGGUGGCACCAGUUAUCUGAAACUUUUUGGUAAAUGCCAGGUGGAUUUAAAUUUGGCUUUAGGACAGAUUGUUAAACAUCAGGUUUAUGAAGAAGCUGGCUCAGACUUCCAUCAAGUUGCUUACUUUAAAACUAGAAUUGGAUUAAGAAAUGCCCUUAGAGAAGAAAUCAGUGGUUCAUCAGAUCGAGAAGCCGUGCUUAUUACUCUGAACAGACCAAUAGUUUUUGCUCAGCCUGUGGCCUUUGACAGAGCUGUGCUAUUCUGGCUGAAUUACAAAGCUGCUUAUGAUAACUGGAAUGAACAGAGAAUGGCCUUGAAUAAAGAUGUUCAUAUGGCUACAAAGGAAAUUGUUGAUAUGUUACCUGGAAUACAGCAGACAUCUGCUCAAGCUUUUGGAACGCUCUUCCUCCAACUAACAGUUAACGAUUUGGGAAUUUGCCUGCCAAUUACAAACACACCACAGACUAACCAUACAGCUGAUCUGGACACUGGCUCUGCAUUAGUCUUGACUAUUGAAAGCACUUUAAUUACCGCCUGCUCUUCAGAAUCCCUGGUCAGCAAAGGUCAUUUUAAAAACUUCUGUAUCCGCUUUGCUGAUGGCUUUGAAACAACCUGGGAUGAUUGGAAGCCAGAAAUACGAGGAGAUCUAGUGAUGAAUGCUUGCGUAGUACCAGAUGGCACCUAUGAAGUGUGUUCAAGGACAACCGGGCAGGCAGCUGCAGAAAGUAACAGUGCUGGAACAUGGACUCUUAAUGUGCUGUGGAAGAUGUGUGGCAUUGAUGUACACAUGGAUCCUAACAUUGGGAAAAGAUUAAAUGCUUUAGGAAAUACUCUUACAACAUUGACAGGAGAAGAAGAUUUAGAUGACAUUGCUGAUUUGAAUUCUGUUAAUAUAGCUGACCUAUCUGAUGAGGAUGAAAUUGAUACAAUGUCUCCCACUGUUAGCAUGAGAUCAGAUGGUGGUCCUUUAUGUGGAGAUACAUACAAGCUCACUUUUGGGCAGCGGAUUGUAAAUCAUCUCUUGGGUUUGAGUCCCAAAAGCCAUCGUUACUCUGUUCCAGUAGAAUAUCUGGUGGGAUCAGCAUCAAGUGAUACGGCUUAUUCUAACAGCUCACACUUAAAAGUGGGCAGGUCUUGCUCAUGGGGACAUGAGAAUGCUGACUAUCGGAGGCAGGGGCCAUCUAAUAAUCAGACUGGAGAGCAAAGAGGAAGAAAGUAUGUGAAGCGCUUAGUUGAUAUCAGAGAGCUGAAUGAACAGGCUAAAGUAAUUGAUGAUUUAAAGAAACUGGGUGCAAGUGAAGGAACUAUAAACCAGGAAAUUCAGCGAUACCAACAGUUGGAGUCAGUAGCUGUCAAUGACAUUCGCCGAGAUGUUCGUAAAAAGCUACGCAGGUCAAGUAUGAGGGCAGCAUCUCUGAAAGAUAAAUGGGGCCUAGGUUACAAACCUAGUUAUAAUCGAUCCAAAAGUAUUUCAGCUUCAGGAAGACCACCUCUGAAGAGAAUGGACAGAACAAGUACAAGGCUUGGGGAAAGUGAAGAACUUCCAGAAAUUCGUGUUGAUGGGGCAUCUCCUGGGCCCAGAGUAACUUUCAGCAUACAGGAUACGUUUCCAGAGGAGACAGAAUUGGAUCUUUUGUCAGUAACUAUUGAUGGUCCAUCCCAUUACUCAUCCACUAGUGAAGGAUCAUGCUCAGUAUUCAGUUCACCCAAAACUCCAGCUGUCUUCUCACCAAGCAUUCCCUUCCAGCCUGAAGAAGGAAGACGAGAUGACAGUUUGUCUUCAACAAGCGAGGAGUCAGAAAAAGAGGAAGAUCAUGAGAGAGAGAGGCCAUACUUUUAUCGGAAAACACAGACUGCUUCUCGUAAGAAAGCUACAGGUUUUGCUGCUGUUCACCAACUGUUUACUGAGCGUUGGCCAACAUCUCCAGCCAACAGAAAUAUAACUGGAACAACUACUGAGAGGAAUAUCGACUUUGAACUUGAUGUGAGAGUUGAAAUUGACUCUGGGAAGUGUGUGCUUCAUCCAACAACACUCCAACAAGAACAUGAUGAUAUAAGCUUAAGGAGGACCUAUGAUCGCAGUUCCCGAAGUUUAGAUCAAGAAUCUCCCUCUAAAAAAAAGAAAUUUCAAACUAACUAUGCAUCAACUACCCAUUUACUGGCUGGAAAGAAAGUACCAGCAUCUCUCCAAACAAAGUCUAGUGACCUGGAAACAACAGUAUUUUACAUUCCUGGUGUAGAUGUUAAGCUACAUUACAACUCUAAGAUGUUAAAGACGGAAUCGCCAAAUGCGUCCCGAGGCUCAUCUCUUCAAAGAACCUUUUCCAAAGAAUCCAAAUUGUAUAGCAUGAAAGAUAUUAUUCCUCUUACCCAUAGCAAGGCUAAAACCUUCCUUCCUCUUCAACCCCCACCUAUUCCAUCAGCCAAAGGUAAAGGAAGUGGUGGUGUAAAGACAGCAAAGCUCUAUGCUUGGGUUGCACUCCAGUCUUUGCCUGAGGAAAUGGUGAUUAGCCCUUGCCUGUUAGACUUUCUAGAAAAGGCUCUUGAAACAAUACCUAUAACUCCAAUAGAAAGGAAUUAUACAGCCAUCAGCUCACAAGAUGAAGAUAUUGGGCAAUUUGAUAUGCAAGAUCCCUUAGAAGAAUCCACAGCUUCCUUAGUAUCUUCAUCAACAUCAGCAUACUCUUCUUUCCCUGUUGAUGUAGUAGUAUAUGUAAGAGUUCAGCCUUCACAAAUCAAGUUCAGCUGCUUACCCGUGUCACGCGUAGAAUGCAUGUUGAAACUUCCAUCCCUUGAUCUUGUGUUUUCUUCCAAUCGAGGGGAAUUAGAAACUUUAGGUUCAACCUGCCCUACAGAAAAUUCUUCACAAAGUGGCUCAAAGAUGUCAGUUAAAAGUAUCUCACCAGGUUCAUCUCUUGGAUUAGGUAGCCCUUUUGGCAGAACACGGCAUAGUAGCAGCCAGUCAGAUUUGACAGGUUCUAGCAGCAGCUCUUCAGGUUUGAGUUUCACAGCCUGCAUGUCUGAUUUCUCCCUUUAUGUAUUUCAUCCAUAUGGAGCAGGAAAGCAAAAAACCACUGUGGCUGGCCUGUCUUCUGGAUCAGGGAGUAUAGAUGAAGAGCCCUCGUCAGUUACUGGUCGUAAGGAUUCACUGAGCAUCAACCUUGAGUUUGUAAAAGUUAGCCUAUCAAGAAUAAGGCGUUCAGGAGGUGCUACCUUUUUUGAGGGUCUGUCUGCAAGCAAAUCUGCCAACAAGAUGGAUACUACACUGAUAAAUAUAUCUGCUGUUUGUGACAUAGGAUCUGCUUCUUUUAAAUAUGACAUGAGGAGACUGAGUGAGAUUCUAGCAUUUCCAAGGGCCUGGUACAGAAGGAGUAUUGCAAGACGCCUCUUUCUAGGUGACCAGACAAUAAAUUUGCCAGUAGCAUCAGGUCCUGGGACACCAGAUUCUAUCGAAGGAAUGAACCAGCACAUGUCUCCUGAAUCAUCAAGAAAAGCAUACUGUAGAACCUGGGAGCAACCAAGUCAGUCUGCUUCAUUUACCCAUAUGGCUCAGUCACCAAGUGUUUUCAAUGAGCACAGUUCCAAUAUGUCCCCUGGAACAGCAUCUCAUAACCUAAAAUCCCCUGCUGUUGCAAGAUCCAGAAGUGUGUCAGAUUCUUCAGUCCCUCAGAAAGAUCUACUGUCAAAAACAUCAACUCCAUUUAAUAAAUCAAAUAAAGCUGGAAGUCAGCAGGUGACACCAUGGGAAACACUGGUUGUAUUUGCUAUGAACUUGAAACAAUUAAAUGUCCAAAUGAAUAUGAGCAACGUGAUGGGAAACACUACGUGGACUACUAGUGGUCUGAAAAGCCAGGGUCGUUUAUCUGUGGGCAGUAACAGGGAUCGGGAAAUUAGCAUGUCAGUAGGUCUGGGAAGAUCACAUUUGGAUUCUAGAGGAGGAGUGGUUGGCGGUACCAUAGAUGUUAAUGCCUUGGAGAUGGUGGCUCAUAUUUCAGAACAUCCCAACCAGCAGCCAAGUCACAAAAUUCAGAUUACCAUGGGCUCUACUGAAGCUCGUGUUGAUUACAUGGGGUCUAGUAUUCUAAUGGGCAUUUUCAGUAAUGCAGACCUUAAGCUGCAGGAUGAAUGGAAAGUUAAUCUCUAUAAUACUUUGGAUGCCAGCAUUACUGACAAGAG